Molecule: messenger RNA, 5739 nt
Organism: Schistocerca gregaria
Lineage: Eukaryota; Metazoa; Arthropoda; Insecta; Orthoptera; Acrididae
Gene: Mcm3
Product: zygotic DNA replication licensing factor mcm3
Exons: 16
Coding region: 134-2614 (826 amino acids)
Biological process (GO): double-strand break repair via break-induced replication; DNA replication; mitotic DNA replication initiation
Cellular component (GO): nucleus; MCM complex
Molecular function (GO): ATP binding; single-stranded DNA helicase activity; single-stranded DNA binding
Source: RefSeq, a predicted model, not a curated record
GAGAGCGCUAGAUGGCGGUAACAUUUUCCCGCGCAAUUUGGGUGUUGCAUAUGUGUGGUGCCUCGUAAUCAAACACGGUGAUUUGUAGUCAUUUCAGUCAGUACUGUUGAUAAAUAUCGUUUUUUAACUCAAAAUGGCAAUGGAAGAGGCGGAUGUUGAUCAAAGACUGAGAGGUUAUCAGAGAGAAUACCUAGACUUUCUCGACGACGAGGAAGACCAAGGACGUUAUUCAAAAUUAGUUAAGGAUAUGGUCGCUGAUAAACGGAGACGGCUGGUUGUUAAUAUAAAUGAUUUGCGGAGGAAGAAUCCGUUGAGGGCAGCAAGCUUACUGAACAACCCAUUUGAAGAACAAAUAGCAUUCCAGGCAGCAUUGAAGGAGUAUGUUGGAAGCAUUGAUCCAACAUAUGCAAAGGAAGUUGAUGAUUUUUUUGUUGCAUUUGAAGGCAGUUUUGGCAGCAAGCAUGUGACACCACGAACACUACUUAGCCGGUUCCUUGGUAAUUUGGUGUGUGUUGAAGGCAUUGUGACAAAAUGUUCGCUGGUCCGACCUAAAGUUGUUCGGAGUGUGCAUUAUUGCCCAGUUACAAAAAAGACCUUGGAAAGAAGGUAUACUGACCUGACGUCUUUCGAUGCAUUUCCGUCAAGUGCUGUUUAUCCGACAAAGGAUGAAGAUGGAAAUCCACUGGAAACAGAGUAUGGUCUUUCAGUUUACAAGGAUCACCAAACAUUAACAAUUCAAGAGAUGCCAGAGAAAGCUCCUGCAGGUCAGCUGCCAAGAUCUGUGGAUGUCAUUUGUGAUAAUGACCUCGUGGACAUUUGUAAGCCAGGAGACAGAGUACAGAUAGUAGGAAAUUAUCGUUGUUUACCAAGCAAACAGGGUGGUUUCUCUAACUGCACAUUCAGGACGAUUUUGAUUGCUAACAACAUUUCACCAUUGAGCAAAGAGAACACACUUGCCUUGUCACGAGGUGACGUGGCCAAAUGUAGAAAGCUUGUAAAUGCAAAGAGCACUGGUGAUAUUUUUGAACUACUUAGCAAAUCUCUGGCACCAUCAAUUCAUGGACAUGAAUAUAUUAAGAAAGCAAUUUUGUGUAUGCUGUUGGGAGGUGUAGAAAAAGUAUUACCUAAUGGAACAAGGCUGAGAGGAGACAUAAACGUUCUUCUUAUUGGAGAUCCCAGUGUUGCAAAAUCUCAGUUACUCAGAUAUGUGCUAGCUACAGCUCCCAGAGCUAUACCGACGACAGGACGAGGCUCAACAGGAGUUGGUCUAACGGCUGCCGUCACCACAGAUCAGGAAACUGGUGAGAGAAGGCUAGAAGCUGGUGCUAUGGUUUUGGCUGAUCGUGGGGUUGUCUGUAUUGAUGAAUUUGACAAGAUGUCAGACAUAGAUCGUACAGCUAUUCAUGAAGUCAUGGAACAAGGAAGAGUCACUAUUGCGAAAGCUGGAAUACAGGCUCGUUUGAAUGCUCGUUGCUCUGUGCUUGCAGCAGCAAAUCCGGUUUAUGGAAGGUAUGACCAGUACAAAACUCCAAUGGAGAAUAUUGGUCUUCAAGAUUCUCUUCUUUCACGUUUUGACUUGUUAUUUGUAAUGCUUGAUCUUGUGGAUGGAGAGCAGGACAACAGGAUAUCUGAUCAUGUAGUACGCAUGCACAGAUACAGGAACCCAGGAGAACAGGAUGGGGCGGUGUUGCCAAUGGGUUCAGCAGCUGACUUACUUGCUACCAACAAUCCAGAUGUGGAAGAGGAGGAUGAUAGUAAUGCACCAAUCUAUGAAAAAUAUGACGCACUUCUACAUGGAAACACAAGAUCACGAAAGGACAAAAUUAUUAGUGUGAAGUUCAUGCGUAAAUAUAUACAUAUUGCAAAGAUGAUGAAGCCUACCCUAACAGAAGAGGCUUCAAAUGUAAUCUGUGAGGAAUAUUCAAAGCUUCGCUCUCAGGACAGUGUAGAAAAUGAUGUUGCCCGAACACAACCUGUGACAGCUCGUACAUUAGAAACUUUAAUACGUCUUUCAACAGCUCAUGCAAAGGCUCGACUCUCACGAACAGUGGACGUGGAAGAUGCUCAAGCAGCCAUUGAGUUAGUGCAGUUUGCAUAUUUUAAGAAGGUCCUUGAGAAGGAGAAGAAGAGGCGGCGACAGAGUGAAGAUGGGGAUGUAUCAGCUGAUGAAAGUAGUGACGACAGGCCUAAGAAAAAAACACGCAAGGAGAAGAGUAAGAGACCCACGCCAAAGUCUGGGGAAGAGGGUCAUGACGUAUAUGAUGAUGUGACAGAUUCUGGAGAAGACGGUGAAGAAGAUGAAAGUGAAGCAGUACAUCUGACAGAGUCAGGAAAUGCAGAAGAUAAAUCAGCACCACCAACUUCUUCUGCACCCAAGUCUCCUUCGAGAGGAGCAACUACUAUAUCUGAUGAGAGGUUCAAAUGUUUCAAAGCGAGCUUGGCAAAGGUGUUUAGAGAAGCUCGGACACAUUCAUUAUCAGUGGCCAGAGUGACGGAGUUUGCGAAUAGUGAGCAGAGCACACCAUAUACUCAAGAAGAAAUUAGUGCAGCAAUGGAUAAACUCUCAGAAGCAAACCAUAUUAUGGUUGCAGAUGACUUGGUACUUCUUAUCUAGAGAAAAUAAAAAACAAACAAUUUUAGUUCUGAACCGAGAGAUUGUGCACACGCGCACGUUUGUCACUUGGGGAGCACUUAGAUUACCGCAUUAAAAAUUUGAAUUGGGCUUUGUAUCACACAGUGUGACUUUUAUCAGAAACUGAAACAAAUUGUGAAAUUUAUUUACGAGUGAUAACAGCAGUAGAAAGGAAGAUAAUGAAUAAAGAAGGAUAGUGAAGCAAAAAUAUGAAAGGCGAGGUGGAAACAAGAUUGUGGAACCAUAAUGAAGGAAACUAACUCCUUCGUCAAUAUGGAAGAAAAAGUAGAAAAAAGUUUUUAAUGUAAUCAUUGCUUCAUUUUAUGUGUUAGUACUUAAUGGUACAUGACAAGUAUUUGAGUGGUACUUUGAUGAACUUACCAUGUCUUUGAUAAUAUAAAUAUUUGUUAGAGCUCUAUGCUUUUACCUUCAGUAUUCUGUCACUCAAACAAUAAAUAUGUCUUCAAACCUAUCAUCUUAUUUUGUAACACAUUCCAUGUUAGUCAAGUGGAUGAAACAAGGGAAAUAAGCUGGAAAUUAUGUAGGUAGUCCACUGACAAUGGUGCUAAUGGUAGGCAUAUGAAAUUUGUUCAUCUUAGUAUCCUAUGAAGAUACAAGGGAAUUGUAGCCUUAACAGAAGUUAUGUUUUAGAGCAGUGUGAGAUGGAUUCAGUUGCCUUGACAUUUUUGGUGUCUGAAUCCAAGCAUUGUGUCAUUUAUGUUCUGCUGGGUUGUGUUAUCUACCAACCAACCAAAUCAUUUGUAUUAUCAUAAACUGAAUGUCACAGAACUUUCAUCUGUGCAGACCUUUCUGUUAUGGGUUGCCCAUAUAUACACUGUCUGUUCACAUUAAUGUGGCCACCUGUAUUAUACCUAAAUAGCCAAUUGUUGUAGUGCAGACUGCUGAGAGAUGUGUUGGAAGUGUCGGUGAGGUUCUGGAAGGUACCGACAUGGAAAUGGAGGUAUGUGGACUCCACUGCUGUGAUCAGCUGUGCUAGGUUUCUCCCUUGAGGGUUCAUGGCAUGAACAGCCUGAUCAAGGUUGUCCCACAGAUUUUUGUUUGUUUUUAAAUCCAGGAGUUUCUAAACUCGUCUUAUGAAGCACAUACACUUUGAGCCGUGAAACAUGUUGCAUUAUCCAGCUGGUAAAUGCCAUUGUGCUGAGGAAAAACACGUUGUAUGCAGGGGUGGACAUGGUUUCCAAGGACAGAUGCAUAUCUGUGUUGAUCCAUAGCACCCUCCAUCCUAGAAUGCCAUGAAAACAUUUCCCAAACCAUAACGCUCUCUCCACCUUGGACACUUCCAACAUAUGUUGCAGGGUGUUUGCUUUCAGACAUUUCAUGCCAUUGGAGCAUAAAAUUUGAUUCAUCUGGAAAGCAUCCUGUUGUCAUCCAGACAUCCAGUUGUGGCCUUUGUCAUUGAUGAACAGCAGUCAGCUUGGUUGCAUGAACCAGGCACCUGCUACAGAGGCCCAUAUGCAUCAACAUAUUCUGAAGAGUCAUUGAUGAAGCCGCCUUAGUUCACCUGGGCAAUCAGUUAGUUGCACGUCUAUUCACACACACACACACACACACACACACACACACACACACACACACACACACACACACACACACACACACAGCAGUCAGUCACCCCUGUCGUCUAUGGGCCACUGAUGCUUCGGCACUAGUUUUGCCAUGCAUGGUACACAUUAACUAUGGUGAUACACGAACAAUUUACAAACUUGAGCAUUUCAGAAAUGCUACCACCGUUGGCCAAUGAGUAUGCCCUUUGAAUGUCAGAUAGUAAACACCAUUUCUGCAUUACAGUAAGGACUGCACUGUUUUCCGUGUCCCACUGACGCGCUUAACAUACCCUCCAUUGCCAGGGGUGCCACCUCCAUCUUUGAGUGGUUUCUACAUGUUGAUGCCUAACAUACGUGGUGGUCACUUUAAUGAGACAGGGUCUUAUAUAAAAGCCUUCAGCUCACAGUACUUUUUUGAAAGGACAUCUCUCAAGAAAAGAAGCCUUUUUCCCCUCUAAGUACAUCCUCUGGUAAAAGUACUGAUUAAGGAAAAAAAAACCACAAACUGUAUUUUCUUUUAGCAUCAUUCCUUCACCACCAUACCAUAAUUUGUGUAUGUGUAUUGUUGAUGAAACAGGCCUGAAGUAUUCAAUUAUCCUGGUUACACAAGGACUUCCCAUUAACAUAUAAAGAAGAAAACAGUUGGUCAUCAUGACUUUUAAUUAGUCACCAGCUCACUUGCAAGAAAUAUUCCUUGUUCACUUCUGAGCUGACAGUUAUAGUGAGUGUACACAGAAAAUAGCCUUAGCGUCCUCUGUUUUCAGGAGAGCAUUGCAAUACAGCACAUUGAUUUCAUUAAGUUCCUCUCCAACAGUCAUAUUCCUCAGGCUCUUAGCUGUCUUUUCUUGCUAUAGCUUUGUGUAGCUAUAUUUCUCAUUGCUUCUAUUUUAUGCCCAUGACCAUUAUCUUGUUGCUAAGAAUUAAUUUCUUAACCACUUGCUUGGAUUUCAUAUACUAUGUGCUACUGUAACCUUCCUCCACAUCUCGAGUCAAUUUCGUGAAUAGCUUGGUUCUUCCCUUCACAUUUUCUGUUUGCUUUCUCACCAGCUAACUGAAAAACGAACCUGUGAUUCAGAAAGGUUAAAUUUGAUAACCAUCUUGUUUUCAAUUUCAUCAUCCUGUUGGUGUAUAAGAGUGAACAAAUAUUUGAAUUAUACAUCCUCAUUCAUUUAAAGUUUCAUCAAAUACCAAUUUGAGCGUGGCUGUUGAAAAGCCACUGCAGUUAGAGUUGCUGUUACAUUGAAGUAGCUGUGACAACUUUCUUCACUGAAAUGAGAGAAAAACAGUAAAGGAGGAGGUAUCUUUGAAUAUUCAGAAGGUAGACGUAUUGGUGAAACCUGUAAGAAAAGAGUGUAAAUCCAAGCGAUUAAUCAGACUCAUAAGGCACAAUUACAGCCUGUUCUCUCUCUCAGAAGCAAUUACUUAAAAUAACUACGUAUCGUCAGUAUGUAAGGAAUGUUUUGUUUGGGUAGCAAUCAUGUAUGUCUCUUAAAAUAUAUCUGUAUAGCCAUCCUGGCAGUGAAAUAGAUCCUCAUUUUUAAA